UGAUUUUGACUUUUAAAAUGAACAGUACGAUUGUCUAUGAACAGAAAAAUAUAUUUGCAGGUUUAUUACGAUAAAAAUACCAUUUUGGAAGCUAAAGUGUUAAUAAAAAAAACUUUAGUGUUUAAAGCGGUAGAAAACUACGUUCUCUCUACUUAAAAUGCCAUUUUCCCCUUUUAUAACAGACUAAGUAUUAGCUUGCUCUAAACUAAAGUUUGUCGUGCACGACAAAAAGAAAAAAAUCUUCUAAUGUGUUAAAAAAGCACUGUGAAACCGAAGAGUCUUUAACUUAAGAGUUAAGAGUGAGUUCUUGACUUGUUGUACAGAAAAAGCACUAAAGCUUUCACCACUCAUAGAAUGCAAAAGCCAAUCACACUACAAUGACAAAUAAUCUCAAGCACCCAUUCGAAGAUCCACCAUCGUCCCCAUCUUCAAGCGCCGGCGAGAGAGAAAUAGAGUUCGUGUCGUCUCAAGAAGAUGAAGAUGAAGAAGGGCGCCAGCACACCAUCUUUUCUUCUGAUGAGGACGAACCAGAAGAUCCUCCACCGAGGAGUUCCGGCGAGGCUCAGCUGUCAGGGAGGAAGCGGCUGAGUGAAGGGAUCUCAAGUAGCAACGUGAGUUCGAAACGAGCCAAGAAAGGUGAGAAGAUGGGAACUAAGAAUAGACGGUUUAGUGAGAAAGAUGAGAUUGUUUUGCUACAAGGCAUAGUUGAUUACAAAGGGAAGAAUCCAUUAGAAGAUAAGCGUUCACUCUACGAAUCAAUGAAGGGUUCUUUUAGCUUUGAUGUUACCUUGGAUCAGUUCAGGGACAAGAUUCGUCAUAUGAACAACAAAUAUACAGCUAAAGAGAAGAGCGGUGAACAGCAGGCUUCUAUUUUGAAUCCUCAUCAGCAAAAGUGUUUUCAGUUAUCAAAGGCUAUUUGGGGAGCUGAUGGGAUAGCUUUUGAAUCUGCUAACGGUAAGUUAAAGAAGAGUGAGGGGAGAGUGUCAAAGAAGCGUGACUUGGUCUCUUCACUUAUGGGUAAGAAGGCCCAAGAAGGUAGUAAAAGAGGAGAUACGAAGAAUGCACCACUUGUAGAGAAAGAAUCUGAUUGGGAUGAAAGUUCUUUCUUUCUUGGUAUGGAUUUUUUGAAAGAAAAAUGGACCAAGGUUCCAGCUGAGACUAAGAAGGAAACACAAGAGAAGAUGAAGAAGUUGCAUGCGAAUGAACUUGAAUGUCAAAAGUUUGAAAAGAUGUUGAAGACUAUGAAAGAUAAAUGUGCACAUGACAAGGUAGAGCUCUUGAAUGAGGUUACCUCUUUGAUCAUGGCAGCAGAUUAGAUCCAAUGUAUUGGUUUCUAUUUUUAGAUGUAAUCGUUAACAUAGAUUCAGUGCCUUUUGUUGUUUUAAAACCUAAGAUGUUAACUAUCUGGUGUCUUUGUGUAUAUUGUAUUAAUUAGCUUA
Brassica napus (rape) is the source of this 1439-nucleotide messenger RNA. Its product is annotated as probable transcription factor At1g66420. NCBI's taxonomy places the organism in Eukaryota, Viridiplantae, Streptophyta, Magnoliopsida, Brassicales, Brassicaceae. The record is from RefSeq and is a predicted model, not a curated record. The transcript has a single exon. Gene Ontology annotation, biological process: regulation of DNA-templated transcription. Gene Ontology annotation, cellular component: nucleus. Bases 378 to 1316 code for a protein of 312 amino acids.